UCUCACCUAUCUUAAAUAUUGUCCUUUCAAAAGGUUGCAGAAGUAUAGCUAUGCACAUAGCAGCAAAAAUCCUUCAUCAAUCUCCAAUAUGGAUAUCUGUAUUUUCUUCCUUCUUCUUCUUCCGUCUUUGUUUCAAGCUCUUCCUUAUUCUUUAUCUGCAACAUCUGAUAAUCAUAUCCUUGAACAAGGCUCAUCUUUAUCAGUUGAGAAACAAAAUGAUGUUCUUGUUUCACCAAAUGGUGUUUUCUCAGCUGGGUUUUCCCCUGUGGGGGACAAUGCUUUCUGCUUCUCUAUAAGGUUUAUGAAAUCCUCUGUUCCUACCAUAGUUUGGAUGGCCAACAGAAACCAACCAGUAAAUGGAAAAGCCUCAAAGCUUUCGCUUUUGAGAAAUGGCAAUCUAAUAUUGCUUGAUGCCGGCCGAAUUCCCCUUUGGAGCACCGAAACAACUUCUCCAAUAUUUGUUUAUCUACAGCUCCACGAUAGUGGAAACCUUGUUCUUCAUAAUAUCAAAAACGAAAGUCUGUGGGAAAGCUUUGAUUCGCCUACUGAUACACUUCUUCCCGGCCAAAAAAUAACCAAGGAUGCUAGCCUUCUUUCAUCAAAAAGUCAGACCAAUUAUUCUUCGGGUUACUAUACCUUGUAUUUUGACAAUGACAAUGUCAUUCGCUUGCUUUUCCAAGGACCAGACCCAGAGAUUUCUAGUGUCUACUGGCCUGAACCAAAUGUACGGCCUUUUGAAGCUGGUAGAACAACAUACAACAACAGUAAAACUGCCAUGUUCAAUUCAACGGGUUACUUCCAGUCAUCUGACGAUCUGGUAUUCUCAGCAUCAGAUUGUGGUAUGGUCCUUCACAGACGAUUGACAGUUGACCCAGAUGGUAAUCUUCGAUUCUACAGCUUUGAUGAGAAGAAUAUGGAGUGGGUUGUUACAUGGCAAGCAUUUCCACAGCCAUGCAGGAUUCAUGGAAUCUGUGGACCCAACAGUUUAUGUAAAUAUGAUCAUGCUUUGGGUAGGAGAUGUUCGUGCUUGCCAGGAUUCAAGAUGAAAAGCAAUCUCGAUUGGUCAUAUGGAUGUGAACCGGUGGGUUUCAACUACAACUCCUUGGUCAACAAUAGUCAGGAGUCUGGUUUCGUUCAUCUAGCUAGUACCGAGUUCUACGGCUAUGACAAAGACUUCAUCCAAAAUACAACCUUGCAAAAAUGCAAAGAGAAAUGCUUGAGUUCUCAGUGCAAAGCUAUCCAAUUCAAAUAUAGCGCAGAUGAUGGUUAUUAUAAUUGUUACACCAAACCUCAACUACUUAAUGGGCAUCAACCUUAUUUCCAGGGAGAUAUAUAUGUAAGAAUGCCUAAAUCUGUCCUUUCUUCCAUUAAGAAAUCCAUGAAGGAACUAUGGCUAAAUUGCCCUCAAGACUCUAAUGCUUUGCUAUUAAACAGAACUUAUGAAAAAGAAGGUCAAAAUAGGUUGCUGAAGUUCGUGCUUUGGUUUGCAGUUUCACUAGGGGGAGUUGAGUUUAUUUGUAUCUCUUUAGUUUUUUGUUUCUUAUUUUGGAACAGUUCAGAAGAUUUGGAUAAAGAUACACAAGAAUACAUGCUAGCUGCAACCACCAGAUUUCAGAAAUUUUCAUAUGAUGAAUUGAAGAAGGCAACGAGAGGAUUCCAUGAAGAAAUUGGAAGAGGUGCAGGAGGCAUUGUAUACAAAGGCAUAUUACCAGAUGAUCGGGUUGCAGCAAUCAAGCGACUGAUCAAUGAUGGUCAUGGAGGAGAAGCUCAUGAAUUCCAUACCGAAGUGAGCACCAUUGGGAGGCUAAACCACAUGAACUUGAUAGAGAUGUGGGGUUACUGUGCAGAAGGGAAGCACAGGAUUCUAGUAUAUGAGUACAUGGAGAAUGGAUCCUUAGCAAGCAAGCUCUCAAAUUCUAAUGCACUUGAUUGGGAAAAAAGGUUUGGAAUAGCACUGGGAACAGCAAAAGGCUUAGCUUAUUUGCACGAGGAGUGCUUGGAGUGGGUUUUACAUUGCGAUGUAAAACCUCAGAACAUACUCUUAGACUCCAAUUAUCGUCCAAAAGUGGCAGAUUUUGGGCUGUCCAAGUUGCAAGACAGGGGAAUGCCCAACAAUUCAAGCUUCUCAAGUAUAAGAGGGACAAGAGGCUACAUGGCACCAGAGUGGGUUUACAAUCUCCCAAUUACUUCAAAAGUGGAUGUGUAUAGCUAUGGAAUCGUGGCUUUGGAAAUUGUAACGGGAAAGAAACCAGCAGGAAGCCAGUUUUCUGAGAGUGGAAUGAUGACAGAGAACCAUGGGAGAUUGGUGAAAUGGGUGAAGGAGAAAAUGAUUGGAGCUGAUACAAGUCAAACUGAUUGGACUGAAGAAGUAGCAGAUUCAACGAUGAGUGGGAAGUUUGACAAGGCUAAGUUGGAAGUAUUAGUGAAAGUGGCAUUGCAAUGUGUGGAAGAAGACAAGGAAGCUAGACCCACCAUGCGUCAGGUUGUAGAGAUGCUUCAGGGCUAUGAGGAGGAGAAAAUCUUUGAUACUCCAAAGGUACCGGAUGCUUCUUGUGAGUCUGAAUUACCGUACUUCGACAAUAUUGGAAAGUUUACGGAUGAGGAAAAUAAUUCUCGGACAUUCCUAAUGGGACAUUAGUGUUAAGAAACCCAUAGCUUUUGGUUUUGGCAAAUUUUCCUUCUUCAAAUGUGUUAUGUGUUGCUGCUUUACCACCCAGCUUUGGCAAAGUCAUUGAGAAGCCAAAAUUUAGGAUGUGUGUUAUUCUCUGCCUUCUGUAUCAUUGUCACUAUGUAUGCAUCUAGUGGUAAAACAAAUAAAUAAAUAAAUGUAUCAAGAUAUAGUUCAUCUCAAAUUUAAGAUUAAUAAGUCUAAUUGCAUCUUGUAUACUGGUUUGGA
Molecule: messenger RNA, 2896 nt
Organism: Ziziphus jujuba (common jujube)
Lineage: Eukaryota; Viridiplantae; Streptophyta; Magnoliopsida; Rosales; Rhamnaceae
Product: putative receptor protein kinase ZmPK1
Exons: 1
Coding region: 89-2638 (849 amino acids)
Biological process (GO): protein phosphorylation; recognition of pollen
Molecular function (GO): ATP binding; protein serine/threonine kinase activity
Source: RefSeq, a predicted model, not a curated record